Molecule: messenger RNA, 1743 nt
Organism: Salarias fasciatus (jewelled blenny)
Lineage: Eukaryota; Metazoa; Chordata; Actinopteri; Blenniiformes; Blenniidae
Product: proteinase-activated receptor 3
Exons: 3
Coding region: 15-1145 (376 amino acids)
Biological process (GO): thrombin-activated receptor signaling pathway; blood coagulation; phospholipase C-activating G protein-coupled receptor signaling pathway
Cellular component (GO): plasma membrane
Molecular function (GO): thrombin-activated receptor activity
Source: RefSeq, a predicted model, not a curated record
CACAACAAACCAACAUGAGGAAACUUAUUUUUUUACUCAUUUUUCUACUUUUCGCUUGGGAGACUUUUCAAAAAGAAGGGAAACGGAGGAACAGAAAGCGGGGGAACAGCUCGGCGCCUGCUGUUGCUGUGCCCAGGACAUUCUUUGCAGACGUCGUCUCCGAGCCGGUCCUGAAUGUGAACGGGACUCUCAGCCCCGUCUCGGCCCGGGCCCUUCCGGCGCUGCAGUUACUCAGCGACGGCGCGGUGGGCUACCUCCGCGGCCCCGUGAGCACCAGGGUCAUCCCCGCCGUUUACGUGCUGGUGGUGGCGGUCGGGAUCCCGGCCAACGUGGCCAUCCUGUGCCUGCUGGCCACCAAAGUCCGGAAGGUGUCCUCCGCCAUCCUCUACUGCAGCCUGGCCGUCUCCGACCUCCUCCUCCUCGUCUCCCUCCUCUUCAAGGUUCACUACCAUCUCCAUGGCAACGACUGGGCUCUGGGAGAGACCGCCUGUCGGCUGGUCACGGCCUGUUUCUAUGGCAACCUCUACUGCUCGGCCCUGACGCUGGCCUGCAUCAGCGUCAAGCGCUACCUGGCGGUGGUCUACCCCUUCAUGUACAAGACCAUGCCCAAGAGGGUGUGCGCUGCCUGGGCCUGCCUGGCCGUGUGGGUGGCGUUCGCCGCCGCCGUCGGCCCCGAGCUCCACGUGCGGCAGAGCUUCUGGCUCCCUCAGCUGAACCGCACCAGCUGCCACGACGUGCUGCCCCUGUACAGCCGCUCGCACCACUUCCUGCUCUACUACAACCUCGUCCUGACCGCCGCGGGCCUGCUGCUGCCGCUCGUGGUCACCGUCGUCUGCUUCGGACGGAUCAUCUGCGAGCUGAGCCGCUCGCACUUCGACUGGGCGAUGUACAUCAAGGCCAGCUCGCUGGUGCUCGGGAUGUUCGUGUUCUGCUUCCUGCCCGCCGGGGUCCUGCACUUCCUGCACUACGUGCGGCUGUUUGCGGACCGGACGGAGAGCCUGUACACGUACUUUAACGUGGCGGUGUGCCUGUGCUGCCUCCACGCCUGCCUGGACCCCUUCCUGUUCCUCCUCAUGUCAAAGUCGGCAGGCUCCAGGCUCUACUUCAUGACUUUCAAGGGUAAAACGCUCAGCAUUUCCGUCUGAGAAAGACUCUGGGAGCGGUUCACACGCGUGGGUUUCGUGAGGAGGGAGAGCGAUCGACUCUGUGGCUGGUAUCCAAAGAGAAAGCUUGAAGUAACUCCAGAGAAAUGAAACCGCUGGGGGACAGGGAGGGUCCGGACCCUCCUCUUAUGUCUCCAUAAUGCACCACUUAAGGCAGGGUUGUCAAACAUACGGCCCAUGAUUCAAGACUGUCAAGCCAGAUGGUUGAGUUCAGGGAACAGGAUGACAUGACGGGCGUAAAAAACACGAAGGAAAUAUUACACAAUUUCAGCAGGAGUUGCACGGCAGCAUCCUGAUUACUAACAGCAGCAGCACUAAAGAAAAACUGAGGUGGAAUUUGUGAAAACAUGCAUCCUGAAGGCUGCAGACACUGUUUGCACUCAGAUAUUAAUCUGAAGGGAAACACUGUGACAGAGGAUUUAGAAAAUAUUAAUUACUUUAACUGACAAAUGGUUAGGCCGCACAUAAGGAAAAAUGCUAUUUUUUCAGGUUUUAUAUCAAUACCUAUAAAUUGAUAGGGAGUUUUUUUUUGUAAUGUACUCCUUCAGCUUUGUAUUAAAGCAAAUGGAAACAUCUGGAA